Messenger RNA from Malassezia restricta, 609 nucleotides. Its product is annotated as superoxide dismutase, Fe-Mn family. The transcript is spliced from 2 exons. Bases 1 to 609 code for a protein of 202 amino acids. Gene Ontology annotation, cellular component: mitochondrion. The record is from RefSeq and is a predicted model, not a curated record. Gene Ontology annotation, biological process: superoxide metabolic process. Gene Ontology annotation, molecular function: metal ion binding; superoxide dismutase activity. Lineage: Eukaryota; Fungi; Basidiomycota; Malasseziomycetes; Malasseziales; Malasseziaceae.
AUGGUUGAAGCAACUCUCCCUCCUCUUCCUUACGAGUACAACGCUCUCGAGCCUUUCAUUUCGGCUGAGAUCAUGACGCUUCACCACUCGAAGCACCACCAGACGUACAUCAACAACCUCAACGCCGCCAGCAAAGCCUCCGUUGAGGCUGAGAAGAAUGGCGAUCUUCAAAAGGUGCUCGAGCUUCAGAGUGCGAUCAAGUUCAAUGGCGGUAGCCACAUGAACCACUCGCUCUUUUGGAAGAUUAUGGCUCCCCCGAGCCAGGGCGGUGGUAAGCUGGAGGAUGGUCAGCUCAAGCAGGCCAUCGAAAAGGAGUUCGGCGACAUUGAAACGUUCAAGAACAAGUUCAACAGUGCCUCAGCUGCGAUUCAGGGCUCGGGUUGGUGCUGGCUCGGUCUUAGCAAGACGGGCAACCUUGAUAUCGUAACGACCAAGGACCAGGACCCUCUUUUGUCGCACCACGCGAUCAUUGGCAGUGACAUUUGGGAGCACUCGUGGUACCUCCAGUACAGGAACGACAAGGCCACCUACUUUAAGCAGUGGUGGAACGUUGUCAACUGGAAGGAGGCCGAGAACCGCUACAAUGAAGCCAAGAAGGCCUCGCUCUAA